Molecule: messenger RNA, 1585 nt
Organism: Phoenix dactylifera (date palm)
Lineage: Eukaryota; Viridiplantae; Streptophyta; Magnoliopsida; Arecales; Arecaceae
Source: RefSeq, a predicted model, not a curated record
AACAUCAAACAAGUGGGAUGGAAAGUAACCUGAUUUUACAAUACUUUGAGCUUAGCGACAGAGGGAAGAGACCAAAGUUAAUUUAAUAUACAAGCAGAUCAAGCCUCAUGAACCAAGUUUAAUUCAAAAAUGCUCCGAGCUAGUAUUGGAUUGAAUCAUGGCGAAGUCAGUGGUCCUCGGCACCGGGAAUUCCACUGCAACUUCCCACUGAUCACUCCCUCCCAACAGUUUCUCUCCCCAUUACUACCUCCAAAGAAAUCCACCACUAGAGCUCAUCCUCUAGUUUUACCCACAUGAACUAUUGGAUUGCAACUGCUCUGAAAGUUCCCCCUCUUCGUUUACUUGUUUCACUCACCAGAUGGCCUGUGCAAGAAGAAUCUCCUCCCUUUAAUGCAUCAACAGUUCCCACAGUGCUGUGGGUGGGCUAGAGGCUCCAAAGGUUGGCCUCUAUAAGCUCUAAUAUUUUAGGACAACCUUGAAUGUUCUUUUCCUCUCUUUUGACCCUUCCUUUGUUUGUAGCCCUCGUUUGUCUUUCUUAAGAUUCUGCACGCUAAAGAGACCCAAAGCAUUGAGAUCGAAAGACCUACGUAUUCCUUUGAGAGCCAUCGAAUCGCUUGGUAGGACCAGAACAAACGCGUAAAUCCCGACCUACAACCCAUACAUUAGUAAGGAGUCCGACAACGGGAAGAUGACUGCUAACUUUUCUCUAACCCAUUGUUUUCUAGAGAAGAGAGAGUGGGAAGGAGGAAAAAAAUGGGAAACUGCGUGUUCAGAGGUUUUGGAGAGAGAAGUGGAUUGAUGAUAAAGGUGGUAACGUGCAACGGCGGCAUGAUGGAGCUCUAUCCUCCGGUCACCGUGGAGUGCAUCACCAAUGGGUUUCCAGGCCACGGCAUCUUUCGGAGCCGCGACCUCUUCUCCAAGCCGCUUCUUCACAACGAAGAGCUCGUCGGAGGAGAACUGUACUAUCUCCGCCCCCUCAAAGACUGCCACAAGGGCCUCCCCUCGCUCGUCGCCGCUCCUUAUCGCGUGUCCUUCGACCACCAUGGGUUCUGGAGAAGGCAAGACAUGGAGAUGGCGCCCAAGUUUCAUGCCAAUGGUGGCAAUGGAGGUGGGGUUGGAGGAAUGUGGAAGGUGAAGCUAGUGAUAAGCCCAGCCCAGCUCAGUGAGAUCCUGUCUCACGAGUCACGCACGGAGGCAUUGAUAGAAAGCAUGAGGACGGUGGCCAAGUGUGGCAGUGGCGCGACAUCAGUCGCAGGCUCGGAUCAGUGGAGCUUGGCUAGCAGUUGGAAGGCUGCCAUGGAUUAGUAGGCAGAAGAAAGAUUUUUUUUUUUUUUCCUUAGGCUUGUGCUACUAAUAAAGUACCUAGAAGUUAAUGUUCAUAUUCCGACUGUUUUCCUUUCUUUCAUGUGAAAGAAACUUUUCUUUUGCUUUUUCCCCUUUUUCUUUUGUGGGGUUGUCGUUGGUAUCAUGGGUGCAAGUAUAGCUGUCCCUUUUAAUUAUGUUUUCCUCUUUCCUUUUUGUUUUCCUCUUUCUUUUCCUUGGGAAGAAGAAUGGAAACGUAGAGACUGACGAAGGCAUCAUAGAA